Molecule: messenger RNA, 2220 nt
Organism: Adineta ricciae
Lineage: Eukaryota; Metazoa; Rotifera; Eurotatoria; Adinetida; Adinetidae
Source: the annotation of a GenBank genome assembly
AUGCUUCGUUUUGAUGGUCGCGUUGUUAUUGUUACGGGUGCUGGUAAUGGUUUAGGCAAAGAGUAUGCGUUGGCUUUUGGAGAACGUGGUGCGAGUGUUGUAGUCAAUGAUUUAGGUGGAAGCACAUCAGGUGAUGGCAGUAAAUCAUCUCGACCAGCAGAUGAAGUUGUCGAUCUUAUUAAAUCACGUGGUGGAAAAGCUGUGGCUGAUUAUCAUUCUGUCGAAGACGCUAAGGCUGUCAUUCAGACAGCAAUUGAUAACUUUGGUCGUGUCGAUAUUCUAGUAAACAAUGCUGGUAUUUUACGUGAUAAAAGCUUUGUUAACAUGACAGAGCAAGAUUGGGAUCUUGUUCAUCGAAUACAUCUACGAGCUGCUUACUUGUUAACACAUGCAGCAUGGCCAUACAUGCGAAAACAGAAGUAUGGAAAAGUUAUUGUCACAUCAUCAACAUCGGGAUUGUAUGGCAACUUCGGCCAGGCAAAUUAUAGCGCCGCAAAGAUGGGCUUAGUUGGUUUAUCGAAUACUCUUUCACUCGAAGGUGCGAAAUACAAUAUUACGUGUAAUGCAAUUGCACCAACAGCAUUUUCUCGGUUAACUCAGGAUCUUCUCCCACCAGGCGCGGAAGAAAAUCUUAAACCAGCAUUCGUCAUGCCACUUGUUCUUUAUUUAUGCCACGAAUCAUGUGCCGACACGGGUUCACUAUUCGAAGUAGCCGGUGGAUGGAUGGGUAAAGUUCGUUUGCAGAAAUCAUCCGGAGCCAUGGUACGUCGAGCAAACGCACCAAUGACGGUUGAAGAUGUACGAGAUAAUUGGCAAGAAAUUGUCAGUUUUGCUAAACCACUCUACCAUUUAACACAAGCCGAUCAAGUCACACACAUAAUGAAUGCUGUCGAAUCAAUCAGUAAUACAGAUCAAGGGAAUUCCAAUGUUUUAACUGAAACAUUUACUUAUACACCCAAUCAACUUAUCUUAUAUGCGCUUGCUGUUGGAUGUUCAUUACGUCAACCAAAUGCUUUACGCUUUCUUUAUGAAAAUCACGAGAAUUUUUCCGCUUUGCCAACGUUUGCUGUGAUACCCGCACAGUCCUUAUCGAUGGCUAUUGUCAGUUCCGGUAAAAUGGGCAUUGACAUCGAUCUCUCUCGGGUUCUUCAUGGUGAACAAUACGUUGAACUCUACCAACCAUUGCCAACAUCGGGUACAGUCACUCUCAAAGGCAAAGUUGUCGAUGUACUUGACAAAGGUUCUGGUGCUGUUGUUAUCUAUGAUGUUGAAAUGUUUGAUGAAAAUGACACAUUGAUUGCCCUUAAUCAAUUCGUUAUCUUUUCCGUUGGUUCAGGCGGUUUUGGUGGUAAAAAAGUUAGCGAACAUCAACGGCCAACAGUAGCAGCACCAAAACGAAAACCGGAUCAUGUAUGCAGUGAUAAAACCACGAUCGAUCAAGCAGCACUCUAUCGUUUAACUGGUGAUGAAAAUCCAUUACAUAUCGAUCCGGCAUUUGCAUCCACAGCCGGUUUUUCACGACCAAUUCUCCACGGUCUAUGUACGUUCGGUCAUUCGGCUCGUCAUGUUUUGUCAACAUAUGCCAAUGAUGAUCCCGCCUUAUUUAAAGCAAUCAAAGUUCGGUUCACGAAACCUGUCGAACCUGGUCAAACAAUAGAAACACAUAUGUGGCGAGAAGGAAAUCGUAUAUUCUUCGAAUCAAAGGUACCAGAAUCAAGUCAGACAGUGUUGACUGGCGGAUAUGUUGAUUUACAUAAUGUCGUACUCAAUACUACAUCACCAGGAGCCCCACAAGAAAUGAGCAAGACAACACCCACAUCGUCUCGAGUAAAUUUGAAAACCAAAGCAGCUUUUGUUGAAAUCAAUAAACGUGCACAAAGUCAACCGGAACUCGUCAAGAAGAUUGGAGCUAUUAUUGUAUUCGACAUAACAAAAGAUGGCAAUGUUCAACAAAGUUGGACAAUCGAUGGAAAGAAAGGUACCAUCUAUGAAGGCUCACCUCAAGAAGGCGCCAAAGCACAAGUCACAAUUACAGUUGAUGAUGAUGACUUCGUUGAUUUAGCCACAGGCAAGGCUAAUGCACCUGCAUUGUUCGCAAAAGUGUUGAACAAAGUUGAACAAUUGACGGAAGGAAAAGCACUAUUAACGAAGGCUCACCUCAAGAAGACGCCAAAGCACAAGUCACAAUUACAAUUGAUGAUGAUGACUUCGUUGAUUUAG